GCUCAGUCGCCUCCAGCAGCUACCGACAUCGCUGCAGCAGGCUGGGGCAUCCGAUGCAGCCCUCGGCUUCAUCGAUGCGGACAUCACUGCGAUCCGCGAGACGAUGGUCGACACCAGGACGCUCGACGAGCAGCUCGCAGGCAUCACAGGGGCAAUCACUCGAACAGAACGCCGUGCACAAGCAGCCCAGGACGCCAUGGCGCAAGCCCAGGCCGUGCUCCAGAAGGAGGAGGAACAGCUGGCGCGCCACCGCCAGUCUUCGGCCGAUGUUCAGGCGAAGAUCCGCCGCGAGGCGGGCCUUUCGUCGUCUUUCCGCCAGUGGCGGGCGCCGUCCCGCCUUGGUUGGGUCGCCAGCGCCCUGCAGGACACGGCCAACUGGCUCCGGGGGAACACGGACAAGCAGGCGCAGCCCGGGGAGGUCGCCACGUGGCUCGAGAACCUCACCCAGACUCUAUCGCCAUCACCGCCAUCCCCAACUUCACAGACACAGACGCCGACCUUUGCCUACAGCGCCCAGAUCCCGCACCACUGGUGCGAGCGCCGCUGGGGCCCAGACGGAUGGCUCUACUCCCAGGAACAGUUCCACAGCUGGUUCGGGGCGGAGGACAUGGAGACGGACCUCAAGGAGGAGCCCGCGCAGCGGAACCAGGACGUCCUGGCGGAGGCGAGCGACUCGCUCACGCCCGCCACCGGCCGCAGGCCCCUGCGGACCAAGCAGGGCGUCCCCGAGAUCUCACCGCACGCGCCCCCAACGCCACAGCCGGGGGAGCCCGGACUUCACGGGAAGCAGUCCGCUGAUUUCGGGCAAAGAUGGCUUUGCCUUGCUUCGGCCAACGUUACCGCGCUCAGCCCCGCUGAGUACAGGAAGAAUGCGAAGGCCGGCAUCGACUCCACCACCCGCGUCGACUACCUGGAUGACCUCUUUCACCGCCACAGGCUCGACAUCAUCUUCGUCCAAGAAGUGCGCCUGCUCCACGAUGUCACAUCGACGGGCACUCACUACCUCCGCCACGUGGCGGCAGGGGACAAAGAUGGGAACUACGGAUCACAGAUUUGGUUCCGUCAUGCCGUUUUUAAGGAUGCCACCAUGGUCUCCAAGGUGACCAGCCCCCGCAUCAUCCUCACGCGCGCGGCCCUGGGCAACACCUUCUUCUAUGCCACCUCGGCCCACGCCCCCACCGACGCGGCCCCAGAGCAAGAGAAGUUCGCAUUCUGGAAGCUCCGCAGGGACACCCUCCGGAGCCUCCCACGCCGAAGGUGCAUCGCCUUCGGAAUCGACUCGAAUGCUGACGACAAGGACACCGCCCCAGGGUCUAACCGAUUGUUCGUGCAGGAGCUCAUGGAAGAACUCUCCGGCGACGACGUGGCGCAGCACCAUGCAUCUUGGUGGAGCUCCACCGACGAGUACCUCGAAUUCAUGUCGAAGGAGCAUUAUAAGCUGCAACAGUUCUACUUCGCAGCGCCGGCACCCAAGCUGCCGCGCAAGCCGUGGCUCUCGCAGGGCACCUGGGCCCUGGUCAAGACGACGCCCAACGCUCGCACGGCCUACCUUCAGGCCACCAGAGCCGCGAAGACAGCCACCCUGCAGUUCUUCUUCCAGGAAGCCGCAGCCGCUGCCGACCACGGUGACACGUCCACGCUGUACCGCAUCGCCAAACAGUUGAGACAGGGCCAGAGGCCCAAAGGCCAUUCAUCUUUGAUCACUGAGAACGGCACGCUGCUCUUCUACCCAGAGGACAUCGCCGCCGACUGGCCUGCGUACUGGGCUGGCUUGUACAGAGGGCAGGUCACGACCGCGGGUCAGCUCAAGUCCGCACCGCAGUGCAAUGCCGGUUGCCUGGUCGGCAAGGCGCCUGCUCCACCUCUCGACUGGCAAAGAUUCCCUGGCGCUUCGCCAGACCAUGUCGCCGACAUCAUCGCCCACCUGCCCGGCCGACGUGCCGUCGGGCCGGACGCCCUCCGCCGCGACGUUGCCACAGCAGCGGGCGAGGGCUGCCCUCGGAUGCUUUCUCCACUCUUCGAGGCAUGCCUGCUGCAGCAGAGGGCCCCAGUGCACUUGAAGGGUGGAACGGGCUUCAUUAUCCACAAGAAAGGCCCGACCCACAUCAAAGACAAUUAUCGCGGAGUGGUCGCCGAGACAGCCUUCGCGAAAACCCACACCGACCUUAUCUCCAUGCCGUUUCUGCCAUCUUACCGGGACGUGCUUGUGCCCGAGUCGCAGGCAGGGUGCGUGAAAGGACGUGGCACGGCUUCCGCAGGAGCCGCCACCGCUGGUUGGAUCUCUCGGCAUAACGCCACUCGGCGCUGCUGGGCCAUCCUUUUCCUAGACCUCAGCAAGGUCUUCGACACGGUCUUCAGGGAGUUGGCCCUGGGUCCGAGGGAUGUAUCGCUCACGAAGCUCAUCCCCGCCUUGAUGCAACGAGGCGUCCCGCCUGAUGUGGCCAGCGCCGUCCACAAGUACCUCAAAGUCCACGGCAACAGAGUGUUCGAUGGCGGAAUCGAGCUGGCGGCGGCCCAGCUGAUCGCAGAUUGGCACAAUGGCACAUGGUCGCACGUGCGACCCAACGACGGACGCGACGUCACGCCAGUCACUGACGACACGCCGGUUGCCUCGUCGACCAUCGGGGCGCGCCAGGGCGACAAGCUCGGCGCCAUCAUCUUCAAUGUCGUCUACGACAUCAUGCUGGCCGAGGUGCGCGAGAGGCUCAAGGAGCUUGGCGUCUCGUCCCGCAUGGCCGUCCCCACGGAUGCCGUGCCCUGGCACACCAACGUCAACCCAGAAGGUGACCUGGAGGAGAUCACCGUCGACGAUUUAGCGGAGCUCUUCGAGGCGGAUACGCCGGCACAGCUCAUCGACAGCCUCACGCAGGCC
Molecule: messenger RNA, 2872 nt
Organism: Prorocentrum cordatum
Lineage: Eukaryota; Dinophyceae; Prorocentrales; Prorocentraceae
Source: the annotation of a GenBank genome assembly